CGAGGCAGGCCCCACCACCGACGUGAACCUCAGGCUGGAAGCUUUAAAGGGCAGUGUCCAGGGAAGUGGAGAUAAUUGACGGGAAGAUCCGUCGGAAGGUGGACCCAGAGGCAGUGGCCCCUCCCGGGACUUGGCCAUGCUGUCGCUCAACCAACCCCAAACAGAUUUCUCCCAUCUCAUCAAAUGCGCCGGAUUUAUCCGGAGGACAGAUGGCUGAUGAGCCCAGAGGCUCUCCCAGGUCCUCAACACCGGUGAGGAAACACAGCAAGACUGAUUUAGACACCUCCAACCUCAAGACGAUGCCCAAGGGCCUCUCCGCCAGCCUCCCCGACCUGGACUCCGAGUGCUGGAUCGAGGUCAAGAAGAGGCCCAGACCCUCCCCAGCCAGACCCAAGGCCAGCGCAGAGAAGGCCCCCUCGUUGCAGCAGCCGAAGGAAAAGGAGGACUUGGUGCGCUGCCUGCUGCCUCAGCCCGGCUCCUCGCCCUCCCCCGCCACCACAGGAACUAAGGACGGAGCGGAGCCGGACGAACCGGAGGAGCUGGACUUCAUGUUCGACGAGGAGAUGGAGCAGAUUGACGGACGGCGCAACACCUUCACCGAUUGGUCGGACGAUGAUACGGACGGCGAGAUCGACGACCAAGACGUCAACAAGAUCCUGAUCGUGACUCAGACGCCGCCCUACCUGAGGAAACACCCGGGGGGCGACCGCACGGGACACCACACCUCGCGCUCCAAGCUGACCUGCGAGCUCGGAAAAGUGAUCAACGACGGGCUCUUCUACUACGAGCGGGACCUGUGGGACGACACGUGCGAUCCCGAGUACGCCACCAUCAAGGUGAGCUCCUUCUGCGCGGUUAACCUACGAUUUAUUAUUUACUGUCACGGUUAGGGUCUACGGUUUUAUUUUACCAUCAACGAGAAGUGGACGGCCCCAACAUGUAAAGAAGAUGGAACAUUUUCUGCUCUACAUUGUGAGAGCAUUUGGGUUUUUUUCUUUGUCCCUUUUUAAAAAAAGUCUGAGGAACAGCGGUGAAGCAAUAUGUAGUGUUUGAUUUUGAUUAUUACAAAAAUAAUAUACUUAUAUUGAGCCAGGCUUUAGUUUAAAUAACUUUUUUGAUAUGACAAUCUGUGAGCCUGAAGUAAAAAAUUAAACUCCAAAGUCUGAUUCGAAGGUUUUCAAAUGUUACUUGGCAAAUUGUUAUUUUUAAAUUUUGACUUUUGUAUGCAUGAAAACGAGCUAUUAUGGGUUA
Molecule: messenger RNA, 1251 nt
Organism: Notothenia coriiceps (black rockcod)
Lineage: Eukaryota; Metazoa; Chordata; Actinopteri; Perciformes; Nototheniidae
Product: la-related protein 1-like
Exons: 5
Coding region: 210-890 (226 amino acids)
Source: RefSeq, a predicted model, not a curated record